This is a messenger RNA of Magnolia sinica, 727 nucleotides long. RefSeq names its product large ribosomal subunit protein eL14z-like. The record is from RefSeq and is a predicted model, not a curated record. The transcript has 5 exons. NCBI's taxonomy places the organism in Eukaryota, Viridiplantae, Streptophyta, Magnoliopsida, Magnoliales, Magnoliaceae. Bases 158 to 562 code for a protein of 134 amino acids. Gene Ontology annotation, molecular function: structural constituent of ribosome; RNA binding. Gene Ontology annotation, biological process: ribosomal large subunit biogenesis; translation. Gene Ontology annotation, cellular component: cytosolic large ribosomal subunit; ribosome.
CCCAGAUGCUAACCCUAGAUCGGACGGUCAAAAACUCUCUAUCCAAAACGACGUCGACUUAAAAAUAAAAAGCAGGAAGCAGCCCUAACCUUUCUCCUCCCUCUCUCUCCACGCAAGGAAGAAGAAACCCUAAACCCUCUCUCUCAAAUCUACAGCCAUGCCUUUCAAGCGUUUUGUGGAGAUCGGGAGGGUGGCCCUCGUGAAUUACGGGAAGGAUUAUGGAAAGCUCGUCGUCAUCGUUGAUCUCAUCGAUCAGAACCGGGCUCUUGUUGAUGCUCCUGAUAUGGUUAGAGGACAAAUGAAUUUCAAGAGGCUCUCGCUGACAGAUAUCAAGAUUGACAUUCCUAGAAUCCCGAAAAAGAAGUCUCUGAUUGCUGCUAUGGAAGCCGCAGAUGUGAAGAACAAGUGGGAGAACAGUUCAUGGGGCCGAAAGCUGAUUGUGCAGAAGAGGAGAGCUUCUCUCAACGACUUUGAUAGGUUCAAGGUCAUGCUGGCGAAGAUCAAGAGAGGUGGUGCAAUCAGGCAAGAACUCGCGAAGCUGAAAAAGCAGGCUAUAGCUUAAAUAUAUUCUCUCAAGACUCCCCUGAUUUUUGUUACAGAUCUGUCCUAGUUGUGAUUUUGGUACUGUUAUUUCCGUUUAGUUUUUGUUUUAAGUGCGACUAGGUUUCACCUUUUUCUCUUUGACGCUAUUUGAAGUAAUCUUUGAGAGACUUGCAUUUAAGGUCAA